CUGUCAAUGUUGGGUCGAAUUGUGUCGCUGAGCUGGUGGGAAAUAGGAAGAAAUCAUGCCCAAAAUGGCUCACCAGAGAACACACUUAGUGCUGGAGAAUUACAUUGGAGGGAAAUUUGUACCAUGCUCCAGACACAUUGAUUCCUAUGACCCUUCGUCCGGAGAUGUCUAUUGCAGAGUACCAGACAGUGGGAAGGAAGAGGUGGAUGCGGCAGUAAGUGCUGCCAAAGCUGCUUUCCCUGGGUGGUCGGCAAGGAGCCCUUUGCAGCGUUCCCAAAUACUUCAUAAACUGGCAGAUCUGAUAGAGGCUCACCUGGAGGAGUUUGCUCAAGCGGAAUCAAAGGAUCAAGGGAAAACUAUUACUGCAGCGAGAAGCAUGGAAAUACCUCGAGCAGUUUAUAAUUUCCGUUUUUUUGCCUCAACGAUCCUCCACAACACCACCGAAUGUUCAGAGAUGGACCAUAUGGGCUGUACUCUCUUCACCACGCGGACACCGGUGGGAGUAGCUGGCCUUAUCAGCCCCUGGAAUUUACCACUUUACCUCUUGACUUGGAAGAUAGCUCCAGCCAUUGCCACUGGCAACACUGUUGUUGCCAAACCUAGUGAAAUGACAUCAGUCACUGCUUGGAUGAUGUGCAAGCUCUUGGAUGAAGCAGGCAUUCCACCUGGUGUAGUGAACAUAGUGUUUGGGUCUGGCCCAAAGGCUGGGGAGGCAAUUGUUUCUCAUCCCGAUGUGCCACUGAUAUCUUUCACUGGGAGCACACUCACUGCACAGCACAUUCGAGAGAAGAGUGCUCCAUACUGCAAGAAACUCUCCCUGGAGUUAGGGGGGAAGAAUCCAGCCAUCAUCUUUGAUGAUGCAAACCUUGAUGAAUGCAUCCCAACCACUGUGCGGUCCAGCUUUACUAACCAGGGUGAAGUCUGUCUGUGCACAAGUAGAAUUUUUGUGCAAAAGAAUAUUUACAGCGAAUUUUUGGAGAAGUUUGUGGAGGGUGCCAGAAAAUGGAAGGUUGGCAUUCCUUCAGACCCAUCCGCCAAUAUGGGAGCUCUCAUCAGCAGAGAGCAUCUGGCAAAGGUAAAGAGUUAUAUCGAUCUGGCCAAAAAUGAAGGAGGUAAAAUCCUUUGUGGUGAAGGAAUUGAUUCCAUGGACAUUCCCGAUAAAAACAAGACUGGCUAUUUUCUGUUGCCAACAGUGAUCACAGAAGUAAUGGACAGCUCACGCUGUAUGCAAGAGGAGAUCUUUGGCCCAGUGACCUGUGUUGUACCUUUUGAAACCGAGGAAGAGGUUAUCCAGCGAGCAAACAAUGUGAAGUAUGGGUUGGCUGCCACUGUGUGGUCACGAGAUGUUGGCCGGAUACAUCGGGUUGCUAAGAAGCUUCAUACCGGUAUGGUAUGGACCAAUUGCUGGCUUAUUCGUGAUCUGAAUUUGCCAUUUGGUGGCAUGAAAGCCUCUGGAGUUGGCAGGGAAGGGGCCAAAGACUCAUUUGAGUUUUUCACAGAGGUUAAAACUAUUACCAUAAAACAUUGACUCCUCACCACAUAAUGAGUGAUUCAUUAACCUGCAGUAAUUAAGGCAAAAUUGCAAAAACAUUGUAGAAAUAAUUUGAAAUUUUAUCCAUCACUUGUAAUUGUUUGUAAUGGAGCUCCAUUUGUAAUGCUUGGAAGCAAAGGACGACCUCACCUGAGAAUAUGAGGUGUGAAAGCAGGAGCUAUCCCUCAGUGUAUGGUAACUGCUGAGUCUAGAGUAACAUUUAUUUGCAUGUGUUACUAUUUGUCAGAGGAUAAGAUGAUUCCUUCUUGUUGUGGCCACCUUCAGGCAAGGAUCAAAUGACAAGGAUCAGGAGCAGAAUUGUUAUUAAACAAUAAUUUGUAACUAGUAGUAACGUUUCAUUGGAGUGAUGUUCAGUAAUUCUUCAGGAGCAAGUAUAGCCUUACACAUGAUGUACCAGUGAGGUACUGCACUACAGUACUGUUCAUACAAUAUAAUGAGAGCAAAAGCCUUAACAGUAUGUCAUAUACUUUAUCAGCUGAACAUAUAGGUCAUCAAAAUAAGUUAGUAAUGUAAAGUGUAAUUUUGAAAAAUAAAGUGA
Messenger RNA from Pristis pectinata (smalltooth sawfish), 2090 nucleotides. It is a transcript of the gene aldh8a1, whose product is annotated as aldehyde dehydrogenase 8 family, member A1. Lineage: Eukaryota; Metazoa; Chordata; Chondrichthyes; Rhinopristiformes; Pristidae. The record is from RefSeq and is a predicted model, not a curated record. Gene Ontology annotation, molecular function: retinal dehydrogenase (NAD+) activity. The transcript has 7 exons. The coding region runs from base 56 to 1528 and encodes 490 amino acids. Gene Ontology annotation, biological process: retinoic acid metabolic process.